UUCUCCGGCUUUUCACACUCGUCGAGCAGCGGUGGAGCGGAAGUGGCCCUUGGUGUGGAACAAUUGCUGACGGACACGAAUAACGAUUUGAAAAACUUUCGCGAAGAGCAAUCUCAGCUACGUGCCCAGGUAAGCGCUGUACUCGAAGAGAAUCAGCGUCUGACCAGUGAACUGGGGAAAUAUAGGGAAUCCAUGCGUACAGGGAAUGCGGAUGAAAUGCAUAAGCGUCUUCGUUUAACCGGUGAAGCCCUAACCAAGGCCAUUAAACAGGUCGAUGCCCUGCGCAAGGAGCGCAUGAGUCUUGUGACCAUGCAGGAAUGCUCUCAAAGGACCAUUGAGAACAUGGAGCUGGAGAUUAAACACUAUCGUGCCCAGCUAAAUUUAUCGGGCGAUGACAAGCUCAAGGAGAAAUACACCAGGACGGUUAAAUUGUUGGAGGAAAGAAUCAAUGCCCAGCAAGAGGAGCUAAAAAAUCAGUCCGAGAUGAUCAAAGCAUUGCAUGAGCACAAGCAAAAAAGUGGCGACCAAUUAGAGAAACUGCAAUCGAAGAUUAAGGAACAAGCUCAGAAUGCACGCGUCAUCGAUGAGAGUCAAAACAAAAUUGUGCACUUACAGAAGCAAAUCAAAGAGUAUGAGAAAUCGUUGAAUCACACUCGAAAUUUGCUAAUCGAAAGCACCAAGCGGGAGACAACGGCUAUGCGUAAAGUUCAGGAUGCCAUCCAACUGAGUGAGGCGGCAGUGGAGGCCAAGGAGAGCGCCGAGAAACGGGCCGAAAGCUAUAAAGAGGAAGCCGCUCAAUUGGCCACCAAUAUAGGCUGCAUUAUGGAGGAAGCCGCCAAACGUGUCGACACUGAAGUGGAUCAGCUGAAAGCCAAACUGAUGGACAAGGAUAAAUCUCUGGCCACCCUGCGAGAGAAAUUCCAAAAGGAUGUCAAAGAAUACAAGGAUGCUGUGAAAAUGCUGGAAACGCGUAACACUCGCCUGGAAAUGAAAUAUAAAGAGGCCUUGCAACAAAAUGAGAAACUUGCCGCCGAAGUGGAAAGCAGUUGCAAGCGUCUAAAUAAACUGGAACGUUGUGCCACCAGUGAGGAACUUAUUCAGGAAAGGACCAAAAAGGAUUACGAUAGUCGUAUCAAAAAAUAUUUGGAGGCUCACAGAGAUAUAAAAUUAAAAUAUAAAGCUGCAUUGGAUGAUCUUACGGAAAAAUUCGAAAAAGUAAUCUAUCAACUCAAAUUGGAUAAUGCUAAUUUGGUGGCCGAAAAUCAAACGCUUAAAAGUGGAGCUGCCGGUGACUUUAUAAGGCAGCCGUAUCAACAGUCACAAUAAGAAUAUUUGCCAUAGUUUGUAAAAUUUAGUUAUAUAUUUUAACAUAUAUAUGUAUAUAUUUCUUUCUUAAAAUACAUCUGGUAUUAAGAAGCACCAA
Molecule: messenger RNA, 1423 nt
Organism: Drosophila willistoni
Lineage: Eukaryota; Metazoa; Arthropoda; Insecta; Diptera; Drosophilidae
Product: CAP-Gly domain-containing linker protein 1
Exons: 4
Source: RefSeq, a predicted model, not a curated record